AUGGCGAACUGGCAGCAGUACAAUCCCUUUGGAAAAAGGGACUCCCACUCGAACAAUUCGAUCCUCACCUACAAGAUUCUGACCCUCAUUACCUGGAUCCUGUCCCUGGUCGUCACCGUUUACUAUACUCUUCACCGUCCUGACGAUGGCCACACUCGAAACCGAAAGAUCUGGGAGCAAAACCACAUGUACCGCACCGCUUUCACUCUGAACCCCAUCAUCACCUCCAUCUACUGGAUUGUCCUCUUCAUCCUCCAGGCUGGUUACAUCGGCCAUCUCUUCUCGAGUAACUCGGACAUCGUUCACGCUGCCGCCAGUGUCGGAAGCCAUUUCAUCUUCAACAACCUCUUCCACUUCGCCUUUGUCAUGCUCUUUGUCCGCUCUCACUUCCACUGGGCUGAGGUUAUCCUCAUUCUCAACUUCAUCAAUCUUUCCUCGCUCUACUUCCGUCACAACACGUACCCCCGGUUUAUCCACACACCUGUUGUUUCUGGACCUUUGGCCUGGACUUUUGUUGCCAUCUACUGGAACGGUGCUCUGAUGAUUCCCCACCCUCACCACCUUGUGCCUCGUAUCUUUGGAAACAUCUUCAUCUGGUCCAUCCUCGCCUAUGGACUCUUCUUCAUCAUGGUUUACAAGGAUUACACUAUGGGCUUCUCGCUUAGCGUCUUCGCUGCCGCUAUUGGAGUUUCCCAGUUCCUUCACCAGGUGAUUGCCUUCCAGUGGAUCUUUGCCUUUAUCAUCAUGGCUCUUCUCUUCAUCGCCACUGUUGUCGUUGCUGUUCCUGCCGCGACAGGCAGGGAGGUUAAUUGGCGCAGCGCACCUGCUGACCAGGAGCGUGCUCCUCUGCUUGCUGAGUAA
Fusarium pseudograminearum CS3096 is the source of this 861-nucleotide messenger RNA. RefSeq lists its product as uncharacterized. The transcript has 4 exons. Lineage: Eukaryota; Fungi; Ascomycota; Sordariomycetes; Hypocreales; Nectriaceae. The coding region runs from base 1 to 861 and encodes 286 amino acids. The record is from RefSeq and is a predicted model, not a curated record.